CUCCUUGGUCAAACAUGUCGGCAACGGCCUUUGAGUGAUCGACAUUCAAGAGAGCAGAGCGAGGCGAGGCGAAGGCGAAGGCGAAGGCGAGGCGAUGAGAACCGUCGCUAAUGGAUGCUCCUAUUUGCUGCUUCCUUCUUCGCGGAUAUCUUUCCUGCGCGUUUCCUUCCUCCACAGAGGUCGGUUCGGGAGCUUCGGUGGCCGCUGGUGGAAGACUCCGCCCUCCGUCUGCUGCACGAUCUCCAAGAGCGACACGGUGGAGGAGGACCGACGACGCCUGCGCCAGGUCGAGGACUAUAAUACCGCCAUGAAGCGCAUGAUGAGGAACCCCUACGAGUAUCACCACGAUCUCGGCAUGAACUAUACUGUCAUUAAUGAUAGUUUAAUUGUGGGCUCCCAGCCUCAAAAGCCUGAGGACAUUGAUCACCUAAAAGAGGCAGAAAAAGUUGCAUACAUCUUGUGCUUGCAGCAAGACAAAGACAUUGAAUAUUGGGGAAUAAAUUUUCAAGCUAUUCUUACCAGAUGCAAAGAAGUCGGUAUUCGCCACAUGAGAAGGCCGGCAACAGACUUUGAUCCAGAUUCAUUGAGGAGUCAAUUGCCAAAAGCAGUGUCUUCACUGGAAUGGGCAAUAUCCAAGGGAAAAGGGAGAGUUUAUGUCCAUUGUACUGCCGGACUCGGAAGGGCACCUGCAGUGGCAAUUGCUUAUUUGUUUUGGUUCUGCAACAUGAAUCUCAAGAUGGCCUAUGACAAUGUUACUUCAAAACGACCCUGUGGCCCUAACAAGCGAGCGAUCAGGGGAGCAACCUACGACCUGGCUAAGAAUGAUCCUUGGAAAGAGCCAUUUGAGACCUUACCUGAGCAAGCUUUUGAGGAUGUUGCUGACUGGGAAAGAAAGCUAAUUCAAGACACAGUUCGGGGGCUUCGUGGAACUUGAAGCAAAAAAUCAAUAUUCAUAUAUGAUUUUGUAAACUUCACAGAGAUGAAGUAUAUCAAAAUAAUGCCUUUGGGUGCCAGAAUAAAUAAAUUUAAUCGCUUCAUUUGGUACUCAAAUCAAAGUCUCAAAUUCACUUUGAUCUUUCUUUUGUAAGAAAAACAAUAUUCAUAUGACUGUUUCCAUAUUCAUUUUCUUA
Messenger RNA from Zingiber officinale, 1130 nucleotides. Its product is annotated as phosphoglucan phosphatase LSF2, chloroplastic-like. Lineage: Eukaryota; Viridiplantae; Streptophyta; Magnoliopsida; Zingiberales; Zingiberaceae. Gene Ontology annotation, cellular component: chloroplast. The coding region runs from base 95 to 934 and encodes 279 amino acids. Gene Ontology annotation, molecular function: protein tyrosine/serine/threonine phosphatase activity; carbohydrate phosphatase activity; starch binding. The record is from RefSeq and is a predicted model, not a curated record. The transcript has 4 exons. Gene Ontology annotation, biological process: starch catabolic process; protein dephosphorylation.